AUGGCAUCCUCAUCCACCCCCGAAGAGACGAGCUACGUCAAGAUGGACGAAUCCAAAGACGGCUUCGACGAGACCCUCGUCGGCAAACACUGCGAAUACGAAUACUGUAACCAGCUCGACUUCCUCCCCUUCUUCUGCCAAAGCUGCAAACACACAUUUUGCCUCGACCACCGGUCCGAAACUACACACAAGUGCGCCAACGCCGGCGCCUGGGCCGAACGCCGGCGAAAGGCGGAGCUUGCGAAACCCUCCUACGGCCAAGGCCGCCAACUGCGCGAUACCGUCACCCAGAAGCCCUGCGCAUCACCGACCUGCAAGACCACCAUCGGCACCUCGCUAGUGACUGGCGUCCACUGCCCGGGCUGCAAUCGCGACUACUGCCUCAAGCACCGCCUGAAGGAGGACCACGACUGCAAGAACCUCGUUCCGCUAGGCGCGCGGCCGGGGUCGCAGAUCGACGUUGCGGCGAGGACGAAGAGCGCAUUCGACAAGUUAAAGGCUUGGGGAUCUGCAAAGAAGGAACAAGCUGGCAGGGCCCUCCCGAAACCGAAACCCACAUCCGCAUCUGCGCGCCUGAUCGCUGUGAACAAUCUUAAGAAGACGGCAAAGGGCGACGAUAAGCUCGCGCAAGAGAAGAGAGUCUACCUAUACGUCGAAGCAGAAGUCGCAACCGCAAAAGCAAAGUUCCCCAAGGGAGAGUUUUUCUUCUCCAAGGACUGGGUGGUGGGUAGGGUGCUGGACGAAGCCGCGAAACGGUUACAGGUGGAGAACCUCAACAACCGAUCAUCGAAUGAGCAAGACAAACUACGGGUGUUUCACGUGGAGGGAGGACGGCUUCUAGAGUUUAACGAAAAGGUUGGAGCUUCGCUUGUCAGCGGCAACACUGUAGUACUGCUCCGCGGUGUUGGGCCGCCGCCUGAUCUCAUGGAGGUUUAG
Molecule: messenger RNA, 936 nt
Organism: Colletotrichum abscissum
Lineage: Eukaryota; Fungi; Ascomycota; Sordariomycetes; Glomerellales; Glomerellaceae
Product: AN1-like Zinc finger
Exons: 1
Coding region: 1-936 (311 amino acids)
Cellular component (GO): cytoplasm
Molecular function (GO): zinc ion binding
Source: RefSeq, a predicted model, not a curated record